AUGGAGCGAACCAUUCCCAGCCAGCCUUCCUCGCCCUCUCCCGCUGCCUCCCUCUUCCUCUCCUUCUCCUCUUGUCUCCCCCCCUUGUCUGCAAAGUCCUCCGCUGCUCGGAACUUGUUGGCAAUGUCUAUUUUUCAGCUUUCCCCCACGUUCUCCAAAGUAACUAUUUAAAGAUCUGCAGCCGCAAAUGGUUUUACUAAAUGUAGGAUGGGACUUAAGUUGAACGGCAGUUAUAUUUCUCUGAUCCUUGCUGUACAGAUAGCGUACCUGGCGCAGGCGGUGAGAGCGGCGGGGCGGUGCGAUGCGGUCUUUAGGGGCUUCUCGGAUUGUUUGCUGCGGCUGGGCGAUAACAUGGCCAACUACCCGCAGGACCUGGACGACAAGAGAAAUCUGCAAACGAUCUGCGCGUACUGGGAUGAUUUCCACGCCUGCACCCUCACAGCGCUCACCGAUUGCCAGGAAGGAGCGACAGACCUCUGGGAGAAAUUGAGACGGGAAUCCAAAAACCUCGAUUUCCAAGGCAGCUUAUUCGAACUGUGCGGAGGCGGCAGCGGCGCGGCGCCGUCCCUGCUGCGGCCGGCCCUGCCCCUGCUGCUGGCGGCUCUGUGGGCCGCCCUAGUGACCUGGCUGCCUUUCUAGGGGCGAGGAGCACACUCACACCCACACCCUCUCCAUGUGCUGGAUCUAUAGAGGAAGUGUCCAUCCGUUGCUUUGGGGACGUUGUGCUUUUCUGUGGUUGAUGAUGAUGAUGAUGAUGGUGGUGGUGGUGGCUGAUGAUGGUGAAACACCCAUGUAGGACUGUGGAAGCGUUCUCCCUUUUUUUUUUUUUUUUUCCUCUUUUUUUUUUUUUUUUUUUUUUUUUUCCGUGUUUUAUUUGCCAAAUCUUACCAAACAGGCAGCGGCGCGCAGCCCAAAUCGGACCUCAGCUUUACUAUCGCUUCGAAUCAAAAAUAGAGAAAAAAAAUAUAAAGAAACUAACUCGAGCCCUCGUUGUGCAAACGCAAUCUCAGGAACGGCUCUGGGCCACCCACUGCUAAGGCUGUAGCCGGCCGGGCACCUCCCGGCGAGCCACGGGCUCCGCUAAAAAUGCGGCAGUGUGCGAGGCGAGAACAAAAACCGCAGACAGGAAAAGGCACUGGCGAGAAAUCCAAGCUGAUAUGAAGAAAAGAUGGAAACAGCCUCCUGAAGGUCAAGGUGAGACUGACCAACACCCGAUUGCUGGUACUCACCAGCAGUAAUAAAUCCCUGAUCACAGGUGCUGGAAGUCUCUUCAGAGAAACAACAUUGCUGCAGGGGACCAGCAACUAGUCCUGACCUUCUUUACACAGCCAUUCUCUGGGAAAUGUAUCCCCUGAAGUCAAUGUGGAUUCUGCCUAGCUUUCAUCAGAAGAAAAACGCCUGGAUUGAAAUGACAGCAACAAAUAAUAGGUGCUGGUGAUUUGCACUCUCUCCACCCAAAUCAGAUAUCUGACACAUCAAUACUUAGAAGGCUUAGGAGAAGAAGAAAACAUCAAUAUUUCACUGAACACAAAAAGUUGCACAACUCCCCAGUUUUUAUUUUAAUGUCAGCUGUGGUUAGUGGGUCAUAUUUCUUUUUUUCUGUAAGACGAGUGAUUUCCACUUCUCUUUGAAUCCCACCUGUGCAAACAGCUUGUUUUUCUCCCUAGCAAGUGUUAACAAGGAACUGUGAGGGUUUUGUUCAGGCUCAGUAGUCAGGCAGUCCUGGGGCGUCUGACUUCUAGGAAAAGCCACAGCAGGAACAAAUGAGAGCCAGCCCACGCACCAGGCACAGCUCACAGCUUUUGCUGGUCCUCAGCUCUGUGUUCCAGCUCACACUCGUGGUAAAUGGAUCUCUGUUAGCAACUGCAAUGCCGACCAGCGCCGGGAGCACAGAUCUGGACGAGCUGGGUGCUUCAUCAUGGAGCUGCCCUUAGAAACCAUGGCCCAUUAUGAGGCAGCUUCACCCUCCUGAGCAGAGCCCACAGCAAUUCAGGACUUGCUCUGCUCACUUUAGUCAGUGCAAUUUCAUCCUUUGUGUGAGCCAGAUCAUGCAAAUGGGGGCACCGGAGUCACAGGGAAGUCGAGUUCCACGCGAGGAGUGGCAUGAGAAGGAGCAGCAAUUAGCUCGGAUUUCACUCUACCAGCCUGUCAUUUCUGCACUCUCCCCUGCUGCUCUGCAACUGGAAGCCUUGUGCUCUAGAAGAAGGGGAGAAGAACAUUUUGCUCAUGCUCAUAUUAAUCAAGUCAUCGUGUGAGCUGCUGAGUCUGUGAAAUUGUAUCUCCCAUGGAGUUCGGUGGUAAUGACUGUCUUCGAUGUGGACUCUCUGGUGUCUAAUAAUACAGAAAUAUUUCUGCAGUGGAUGCACUCCCAGCAUUUCUUCUCCUCUGCCUGCCUACUUCUACAGCACUUGUAGGCAGCUCAAACCUUUGAGACUUCUAUCCCCCGUCAAGUUUGAUCAAACUCAGUUCACAGGCUCAAAAAUUAUUUAGGAGGGACCGACUGGCGCUUGCACAGACAGUGUGAUCUCAUAGGCUUCCUUUCCUUGGGAAACUAGGCUACCAACCUAGCAACGGGGUGAAAAAAUAAGCCAUCCUGCUAGCAAAGAGGACCUAAACACCAGGAGGAAAGAGGGGAGGUGGGAGAGGAAAGUGAAGGUGUUUUGAAGGGAAAAAUAUUGCUGCCUUGUGGCUGCAGAGCUCUCAGACACUUAAAGGGCCAGCCUUGGGGAGACAUGCCAGAGAAAUUAUUCUCCAGGAGAUGGAAAGUUCUCUCAUGAAAAUUGGUGAGGGAAAGAAAUGACCUGGAUUCAUCUCACCACCUGGCAUGCUGAAUGGAUAUUCUAUGGUCAGGAUUGUCUCUGGUGACACUUGUUCCUCCCUGUGGACUAGAGGAAGACACAGACACAAUUAGCAUGCAACCUGUAUGCCUGCAGCAUCUAAAGCGAGGUGUGUCCUGUCCCAAAGGGAAUUCUCUUCUUCCCACUCUCUCCUUCAGACCAAAGUUUUCCAUGGUGCUGCUGCAGGGUUUGUUACUUCAUGUACUACAUUUGUAUUUUAGAAAAGCUGCUGUGUGUCUUAAUAGCUGCAGAUGUAUGCAUGGUUUUACUGGGCAUUUAUUAUCACUUAUCCUCUUUGCACUGAAACCUUUCCUGUCCUUGUAUCUUAUGGAAUAAAAUUCUUUAAGUGAGCUUUAA
Messenger RNA from Melospiza melodia melodia, 3194 nucleotides. RefSeq names its product neuritin 1 (gene NRN1). Gene Ontology annotation, cellular component: plasma membrane. Gene Ontology annotation, biological process: neuron projection extension; nervous system development. Lineage: Eukaryota; Metazoa; Chordata; Aves; Passeriformes; Passerellidae. The transcript has 6 exons. The record is from RefSeq and is a predicted model, not a curated record. Bases 208 to 639 code for a protein of 143 amino acids.